AUGAAGACCGCCUUCGUUGCCCUUGCCCUCGCCGCUCUGGCCUCUGCCCAGACCCGCGCCGACAUCCCCUCGUGCGCUCUGCCCUGCCUCGACGACGCCGUCAAGGCCAACACCAAGUGCUCGACCACCGACUACGCCUGCAUCUGCAAGGACUUCGACGCCGUCCAGGGCGCGGCCACCAGCUGCGUCAUCUCCAAGUGCGGCACUGACGUCGCCAUCAGUAUGUUCCAACCCGUC
Messenger RNA from Trichoderma citrinoviride, 237 nucleotides. RefSeq lists its product as hypothetical. The annotation marks the transcript as partial. The record is from RefSeq and is a predicted model, not a curated record. The transcript has a single exon. NCBI's taxonomy places the organism in Eukaryota, Fungi, Ascomycota, Sordariomycetes, Hypocreales, Hypocreaceae.